UAGUUGGUACGUUCUCUUGCUAGGAAGCCAAAAAUCUUAGUUGUAAAUAAAAAAAAACCAAAAUGAAAAUCGCAGCCCUGUUUGUUGUGCUUGCUCUGACGUUGGCAGCAGAAGCAAACCCGGUGUGGCCAUGGGCGCCCGCACCCUGGUCUGCGCCUUGGCCUGCACCUUGGCAUGCGGCGUGGCCUGUGGGAUGGCCAGUUGGAGUUCCUGCUCCCGCUCCAGUAGUGGCCGUUGAUGCUUCGGCUGAACCUGCCCCAGUUGCCACAUCCGUCACCGCCACACGAGGAGCCGUCCACGUUGCACCGCUGCCCGGCCAUGCCAUCAACCAGCAGCAGUUGAACCUAGCCCUGGCUCCUGGAACUGCCUAGAACUGUCGAUCUCUCACUCUCCGGUACUCUGAUGAAAUGAAAACAAGCUCCCCUCUAUCGAUGUAAUUUCUUUCUACACUAUCAGUGCGCAAGAGUUUUCGAAUAAAUCUUUAUUCCUCUACAUAAAUAAUAAUUGAACUAAUUAGAAACAAGUGAAGAAGCUCCAUUCAUCGUGGGUUCAUCGCCAAAUAUUUUCUCAUCAUACUGGGAGCUACGUAUCGAUUAGUGCUAUAGCCGCGUCCGUCCACGAACACAUUCGGGGUCAUGUGAGAAUCUGGUCGCACCGGAAUGUAAUUGAUCAGUGAGUUCGGAGUCGCUAUGUAGUUCAUAUAGCGAGGUUCGGGAUUAUACAGAUCCCAAGACAACGGACUCUGAUAAUAAUUGUUUGCCUGGUUUGGAUACCAAUCUGUCAGUGGGUAGUGGAGUUGAUCACUGAAAACAUCCGAGUAAUACAGAUCGAAGAUAUUUGGUGUGUGGUAAAAUCCUUCGACUGUUACAACUACUGCGAAGGCGGCCAUCAAAAUUAUCACCUAAAAAUUAAAAUUGCUAAUAGGUAACUGAUAACAAUAAGUAGAAAUUUGAUCAUACUCUCAUCUUCACAAAGAACUAAAACUUUUUUUGACUAGCCAAAUAAUAGCCAACUUAACACCAACGCAACCUGAAGAACUGUGCAACCCCGUGACGGUCAGUAAACACUUUUUAUGUGGACGAUCAUAACGGAAAGUGAAAAUCCGGAUAUCAAGCUUAGGAAAUACGUCUCGCAGUCACUAGAUC
Molecule: messenger RNA, 1145 nt
Organism: Topomyia yanbarensis
Lineage: Eukaryota; Metazoa; Arthropoda; Insecta; Diptera; Culicidae
Product: adult cuticle protein 1-like
Exons: 2
Coding region: 63-371 (102 amino acids)
Source: RefSeq, a predicted model, not a curated record